AUGAGGAAGCUAAAGGACAAACCACAAGUUCUAUUUAAGAACUCGAACAAUACGAUUAAUACGUACUCAAAAACAUGCUCUGCGUUCUCAGAGUCCGUCACGAAAAGCAUCAUCAUGCAAUUAAAGAAACAGAUAAAGAAUAACAACUACUAUCAUGACAAUGGUACGAUUAAAAGGGAUUUGAGCAUAGAAACGGAUAUCUGCAUUUUAAGAAGAUAUUUAAAAGAAAAUAAAUACCGAUUGGUGAAUAAGAAUUCUUCGUCAGCAAGAUUUAAAUAUUCUAUAAACAAUGAUAAAGUUGAAGAGUCGAAGGCUGAUACAAGUGCCUGUGGAGACAGCCAGUAUACGAUGGAAAAUGCUCAAUUCAAACUAGAUUUGACUACCUUAGUCGUUGACAACUUAAAAAGCUUGUUAAAUAAUUGGAUAAAAAGGUAUUUGUUGGAAAACAAUAAAACAAAACAGAAAAUAGAGACCGUUCUUGAUUCUAUUUUACAUAAAGUUGAGGUCGAGCAAACGUCAUCUUCUGGCACUUAUACUCUAGAUGUCGAAAUAGUCAAUGAAUCUGAAGUAAUACAAUCGUAUGCAAAGAAACAUAGUAAGAAAAAUACUACAAAGAAACUCAACAAAAAAAUAUCAUCACAAACUGUACCGUUAGCAAAAAAUCGACUUAAAUUAAUAUCAACAUUAAGCGUACCCAAGAUAUCUUCUAAAUAUAUGAAGAGUCAAAAGAAUCACUUACAAAUUAACAAAACGUCAGUAAACAAAUUACUUUCCAAUUCAUCUAGCUAUAACGUUUUAGAAAUAAGAACUGAGUCACUAACAAAGCGAUGUGCCACAUAUCAAAAACUAAAAUGGGAAAAAAGUAGUAUGCAAAAUAAACUUAAUUUUCAAUCGUUGCCUUCUCCCACUACGAUAAGCUCUGUACAAACACUAAGCAAAAAUAAUGAAAACACACAUUUUAAACCUUUCAACGAAUAUGAACAAAGUAAAGAGAUGAAUAAAUUGAAUGUAAUUAAAAAACAGGACCUUAAUACGAGUUUGGACGCUUCCCCAGUAGUUAAUAAUCCUAUCAUAGUAGCGCAAUAUAAAAAGGACGAUAGUAAACAAAAUCAGCGCAGAGUUGUAAAAAAACGUCUAGUAACGUUACCGUCACGUAACCGGAAUAUCAAAACAAAAUCGUUUUCUUAUAAUUGCAAAAAGAGAACAAAGCAAUUUAAUCGACACAACACAUUUUUACAACACAUUGAAAAUAUAUUGCGAUAUUUUGAAGGAUGUAAGAAUAUCAAAGACCUCAAUUUUAACAUUCACGUAAACGUUUCUCCGGCAACAUCAAGAGAAAAAAAAGGAGAACAUGUUUUAGACAAUAUUCAAUCCCAAGAUGAAAUUAAAAAUAACCAAACCUUUCUUUACAAAGUUGAACACGAUGGCACAAUUAAAUCUCAAGGUGGUUUGAGAGAAAGUUUAGACAGUAAAAAUAUUAUAUCCAUACUUGACGGAACAAGGAGUCAGUCAAAAUAUUUAAUAAGUCAUUCAUCAUCAAUUAAUAAACUUAGAUUAAAGGGAAUAAACUUAACAAAUAAAAAUACUGGAACUUCUGGCUUGGAUAUCAUCCAAGACUUUGGCGAGAUUAAAAGAAUAAUUCGAGAUUUGGUCAGUGCCGCGGAGCACAUUGUCAAAGAACAACUUGAUAAGAAGAAUACGGCACUAGGAGAAAAAUGUUCAAAUCAAGGUUCGGCUAAGUCAAUUGGUAUUCAAUGCGUGACAGCUGAAACAAGGAAUGUUACAAUAUCAGGACUCAAACUGAAAAAAGAACCAAAGAAAAGGGAAAGUAAAGAUUAUAAUCCUAGAUUAACGAAAACAAGUACUUCAUAUCGUAUAAUAGAGAGUGAAUCUCUUCUUAAAGUACACGAUUUAACUGCUCUCCCAAGAACAAUAGAGGCAGAGAAGAAUAUAGUGAAAACAGGAUCUUUAGAAAAAUCUCAAUCCUUAAUAGACGUUUCACCACCACAGAAAAAUAAAUUACUGGCGUUUUAUUGUGACAAUUGUAUAAAAACCAGACAAUGUAUGUAUGAUGCUUGCAACCAUAACGUUCCUUGUGCUAAUAUGUAUUCUACUUGUUGCAAUGAUGACUAUGACAAUCAUGUACGUAUAGAAAACUGCCACAACAUUAAUUGCCUGGAAAACAGACAGUUGAUGCAAUGUAAAAACAAUAAUUUCUGCAUAAUACCCCAUCAGACUUGCUGUGAUGAAAACAAUGAUGUAGAAGAAACCACAUCCCUUUGUCCCGACAUAGAAAGGACAACGUGUGAUAAGAAAUUUGUUGUUACGAAGCGUCGUCUAGGCUUUAAAGAGGGCUGUUUAUACUGCUUAUGUAGCUGUUUCAUUAGGAUGAAUUCAAGAAUAAAUAUCAGCGGUUCAAAAGGAAUUAGUUCUUUUAAAUAUGAGCAAGCGUAUGUUGUAUCGUUUUCCCAUAAUGUCAAUGAAAGUAAUUAUGGAGCAGAACUACAUCCAGAAACUCAGAACAAUUUUAAUAAUGCAAUAAACAUCGGAACUAAAACAAAUCCUAUUCUAUGUUCUUACGUUGUUAAUGUCAUAGAUGAAAUUAUCGAUAACGUGGUAUAUGGUAAAAGCGAAAUACACAAGCCGCAAUUUCAAAAUGAUUUAAAAGUUGAUUUGGAUAUUCCGGCUAAUAGUAUAUCAAUAUUUAAAGAUAUAAUAAGCUCGCCGUAUUCAAGUACAGAUACUAUUCGAAAUAAAUCGACUACGAGCGGCGAAACACUUUGUAAUUCAGUAAAAUCUGGUUUGUUUGAAGAUUCUUUUCAUGUGAAUCUCAAGAAUGAAGUAACCAAAGUUGAAGGUAACACUCAAUUAGUUUUACCAACUCCAUUAUUGAACGAAACUUUAACAGAACAAAUAGAUAAUGAUGAUAUAAGAACUAACUCUAUACUGAAAAUUGACAUACCUCCAGACUUAGAUCAGGAAUGUAGAAUGUCAGAGAAUGUAGGUGAUUCACAAAAAGAUGAAAUUGAUGAUGAAUGUGAAUUGGAAAGGGAAUCCACUAAGACACCAUACAAGAAAGAUAUUAUAAAUAUAGCAUUAGCGCAGAUGAGCCAAAAUUCUAUAAUAACCGCCCAAAAUGAUAAACUUGAUCGUGUACAAAACGUUUCUUAUAGAGAAAAUAUUUUAAGUUGUGACUUACUACUGUGUCAUAAUCCUGAUCUGAAGACAAAUGAUUUUAUGUCGAACUUGUAUACCGAAAACGAUUGGCAUGAAAAUAGUGGUAUAACACUAGUUGGUUCUGUUUUAUCUGAAUUAUCAAGCAGAGAUGAUUAUUUCCUAGCCGAUACCGGGUCAAGUGUAAAUAAGACAGAUAAUUCAGUAAACUCUAUAACUUCGCGUUCACAGAACGAUUCUAGCGUAGAUGGAAAAGAUGAACAAGAUUCUAGAGAUGGUAAUACCGUAAUUAUCUCACGUGUUUGUCCAUCUACCAGUUACGCAGAUCAGUACCUCUGUACUAACAAUGUUGUCAUAUCAGAUGACAUACAUAAAAUGUACCCAUUAAGAAGCAAAGGCGACCAUCAAUCCAUAGAUAAGUUUCCAAAAAACCUAUUAAAAAAAUCAUUUGAAGUCGAAGAGAGUGAACAUUUUCAAAAAAGUGUAAACUUACCGAAUCAAGCUAUUAUAAAAGAGAUUUUGACAGAAAAUCAGAAUUCACACAAAUUAUCGUGCUCUGAGGAAUCGAGGAAUUUUCAACCGUUUCCUGAUAUAUGGGAGAAGAUCGCUAACACCCUCGACUUAGCAAUAAAAAGGUUGGAAGAGUCACUAAGUGAGAAGAUUCUAAGUGAAUUAAAAGGGACAUUGCAGAAAAUGGAGCAUUUUGCUAACCAGAUUUCAAUGCAAAAGCGGAACGAAACCAGUGACAUAAACACCGUUGAAAUCGCUGCCGAGUCCAAUAAUGAAGAGGGCAUGCAGUGUAACUUAAUCCAUAGUUAUGCAAUCGAUAAUCUAAUGUUCAAACUAAGCGAAGAAGUCCAUUCAGAGAAGACCGGAAGGACGAAAAUACUAAAGAUAAAAGAUCCAAAGGUAUUGAAAGACACCUUUGAAGUACUUAAAGCUUACAAUAAACCACCAAUACCCAUUGGUGAAGGUGAUUCUUUGAAAGUUUCUUCUGAAGACGCCACAAUAUCUACAGAACCCCGUAGCAGUCUGUUGUUGCGUGCUCCUAUGCGGUUUCUUAGAGAAAAUGGCGUCGUUCUUGGCAGCGUACCAGCAUUUUUCGUCUAUAUGUUAGUUGUGUAUGGUUUCAUUAUGUUGUUAGUAAAAGGUUAA
Molecule: messenger RNA, 4329 nt
Organism: Leptosia nina
Lineage: Eukaryota; Metazoa; Arthropoda; Insecta; Lepidoptera; Pieridae
Source: the annotation of a GenBank genome assembly